Messenger RNA from Centruroides sculpturatus (bark scorpion), 2136 nucleotides. RefSeq names its product conserved oligomeric Golgi complex subunit 6-like (gene Cog6). The transcript has 14 exons. The record is from RefSeq and is a predicted model, not a curated record. Gene Ontology annotation, biological process: intra-Golgi vesicle-mediated transport. Bases 155 to 2053 code for a protein of 632 amino acids. NCBI's taxonomy places the organism in Eukaryota, Metazoa, Arthropoda, Arachnida, Scorpiones, Buthidae. Gene Ontology annotation, cellular component: COG complex.
UCCUCAUGUUAGGAUUGAGAAGAGUAAAGAUAACGUGGCUACAGUGGCUUAAAGGCUUUUAAAAUUUGAACAAUCUUGAUCAUGAAAUUGAUAAUAAUUCUUUUCUUUUAGGAUUUUGGCUUUAAAAUUGUUAUAGCAUAAAAUAUAAAUAAUAAUGGAAAAAGAGCAAGAAGCAAGUAAUCCUUUAGCGAGAAAAUUGAACAAAAUAUUAGAAAAUAAAUUGGAUAAUGACAAGGAAACUUUGGAAGCAUUGAAAGCAUUAUCAACAUUCUUUCCUGAAAAUACAUUACGUGCUCGUCGAAAUUUGAGAAGUGAUAUUGAAAAAAGAAGUCUUAUAGUAAAUGAAGAGUUUGUACAAUCUUUCAGAAAUGUUAAAGAGGUUCUUGAUGAUUUAUAUACUAGUGUUACUGAAAUGAAUCAAUGCUGUACAGAGAUGAGAAAUAGAUUACAAACAACUAAAUCUCAUACACAUGACCUUAUUUCUCAAACAACUAAACUUCAAGCUGAAGGUCAAAAAAUACAAAUGAAACAGGAAGUUGUUCAAGCUUUUCUCAAUACUUUCCAACUGAAACCAGAAGAAGUAUUAAUUCUUAGAGGAACAAGAGAUGGUGGAUUAAAUGAAGACUUUUUUAAAGUUCUGAGUAAAGUUAAGAAGUUACACAAUGAUUGCAAAAUUUUAUUAAGAAGCAAUCAACAAACUGCAGGAUUAGAAAUAAUGGAGUCUAUGGCACUUCAUCAGGAAGCAGCUUAUGAAAGAUUAUACAGAUGGACUCAAAGUGAAUGUCGACUUUUGAUUGUGGAAUCACCUGACAUUAACCCACUUCUUUGCCAAGCAAUGGAGAGUUUGCAGGAUAGAUCUGUAUUAUUUAAAUAUUCUGUUGAUGAAUAUGCAAAUGCCCGUAGGGCUGCAAUUGUUCGAGGAUUUAUUGAUGCAUUAACCAGAGGAGGUCCUGGUGGAAUGCCACGUCCUAUUGAAUUGCAUUCUCAUGAUCCACUAAGAUAUGUUGGAGAUAUGUUAGCAUGGUUACAUCAAACUAUUGCUUCUGAAAAAGAAAUGAUAGAAGCAGUUUUAAGAAAAUGUGUGAAAGAAAGUUUGGAAGAAGACAUACAACAGGCUUUAUCUCACAUAACAGAAGGAUUAUGUCGACCAUUAAAAGUUCGUGUAGAACAAGUAACAGUAUCAGAACCUGGAGCAGUCACUCUCUUUUGUUUGAGCAGUUUGUUAAAAUUCUAUCACCAAACAAUUAACCAAGUUGUCACUGUAGAGUCUCAGUUAUUAAAUACAUUGAAAGAACUGCAAGAUUUAAGUAGAAAAAUGUUUUAUAAUAGUAUGACAUGUCAUUGUAGCCAACUUUUAGAGCAAAUUGAACUUCCUCCAGCUGAUUUAGGGCCUCCAGAAUCUCUUACACAAUCUUUAGCAUUACUAAAAGAAAUAUUAUCUUGUCAAGAUGGUAGUCUCAUAUCUAUUGAUGAUAGACAGAAAGAUGUGCCUCAGAUUUUGACAACAAUGAUAGAACCACUACUACAAAUGUGUCAUAUGUCAGCAUCUAAGCUUGCACCUGUUGAUAUGGCUGUUUAUUUAACAAAUUGUCUUCAUUUAAUGCAUUCCUCAUUAACUGUGUAUGAAUUCAGUGAUCAACAAUUAGAAAUGCUACAGGCACAAAUGGAAGCACAUCUUGAUACAUUAGUCAGUGAACAGACUUCUCAGAUUGUAGGUCAUCUGGGUUUAGGGACAGUUUAUAAAACUCUGCAAACAUAUCAACCAAAACAAGGUCCACUUUCAGCAAUUCUGGGAUGUGAUGCUUUGGCUAUUCAGUCUGCUAAUAAAAAAUUAGAUUCCUUUCUCUCUUCUCCAGACAGUCUGGCAAUUCCUCAAUGUAAUUUACUGCUCAGUGUAGUAUUAAGGCAAAAUCUUCGUUCGAGAACUGUCGAGCUUUUGUGUUCUGUCUACAAACAAAUUUAUGAAGCCAUACAUGAUGCUUCUAAUGCGUAUCCGGAACCUGAUUCUCUUUUGCCUUAUAUGCCAGAACAAGUUACUUCUCUUUUGAAAUGAUUUUGAAUUUUAUAUGACAAAACAUUCCUUAAUUUAAUUUUAUAAAUAUUUUGUAAUAUAUUUUUAAAAUGAAAAAUGAAAAA